Molecule: messenger RNA, 928 nt
Organism: Spirometra erinaceieuropaei
Lineage: Eukaryota; Metazoa; Platyhelminthes; Cestoda; Diphyllobothriidea; Diphyllobothriidae
Source: the annotation of a GenBank genome assembly
AUGCCAAAUGACACAAAGUCAGACGAUGCGGUGGCGUUGGAGGAGGAGGAGGAGGAGGAGGAGGAGGAGGAGGAGGAGGAAGAGGAGGAGGAUGGAAGUGGGGGUUCAGGAAGGCGGUCCGAAUUACUUGACGGCAUAGAGAACGGGGAAGAGGUGGACGAAAGGACGACGGUUAGUUCGGUCCGAGUGGUGCAGUUGAUCCGAAGGUGUUUAACAAGUCCAUUUCGCUCCCGGAAUGUCCACUGACAUCGUGGGCACGUCGGGGGCAGUUGUGCGUUGGCAGUGCCCAGUGGACGCAACUGAUACUUGCGUGCUUCGUGUUUGGCCUUCGCCUCGCUAAUGCGGUUGGCUUCGUAGAUCGCAGUGCUCGUCUUCACCGUCCUCCUUCAUGUCGGUCGGUCUCGGACGAGGUCUUCCCAGUUGGGCGGAUCGAUUUGCAGACAAUUCAGGGAGGACUUAAGGGUAUCCUUGUAACGGCGAAUCUGGCCUCCUUGACGGCAAGAACCCGUGGCGACGUCUCCACAGAAGAGAUGUUUGGGUGGCCGCUCGUCGUCCAUGCGCACCAGAUGGCCGCUGCAACGUAACUGCAGUUGUCUCAGCAUGCGUAGAUGCUGAGGAUUUCCAUCCGUUCCGGUACAUCGGUGUCUGGGAUUCGGUCCUGCCGCCUAAACUUCAGUAUCCGGCGAAGACAAAUGAAGUGGAAUAGAUUGAGUCUGCGUUCCUCCUUCGUGUACACUGUCCAAGUCUCUGCUCCAUACAGCAACGUCGGGAGGAUGACGGCCUGCUACAUCUUCAGCUUCGCGAUGAGCUGGAGACCGUGGCCAUUCCAAACUGUUCUUUGAAGACGGUCAAAUGCCUGGCUGGCCUUCGAAAUCCGGCGAGCUCCUUCGUCGUUGAUGUUCGUUCUGCGGGAGAGCGUACUGCCUAG